Messenger RNA from Spodoptera litura, 450 nucleotides. RefSeq lists its product as uncharacterized. Lineage: Eukaryota; Metazoa; Arthropoda; Insecta; Lepidoptera; Noctuidae. The record is from RefSeq and is a predicted model, not a curated record.
UGCUAUGUUUUGUAUUCAUUAAUUAUUUCUCUGUAUAUCUAUAUCUAAUUUAUUAUUACAUCAUGAUAAUGUUGGCAAAUUGUUUAAUAUCAUGCCUAUAGAUCCAGUGACAGCAUUUCUUUUAGGAACAUGCUGUUGCAUUUGUUGGCCCUGUUUACUGCCAUUCUGUUUGUCUCUACCUGUGAUACCAUUGCCAAUGAUUAUAAUACGACAACAGGAUUUCGGGCCGAAUGCUCAGAAUGCCCAGAAUGGCCAGUGUGUCCAGAAUCGACGGCAGCAACAAUUCCAAGCUAAUGGCUACUUCAAUGGCUUAAGAAGUAGUCUUCGCUACUUCCCCUUCGAAGGAUUUGACGGACAACGAUAUAAUGUGGUAGUCGACAAUAAUACUAACGAUUUCAUCUUUCAAAAGACUACAUAACAGAUAAAUUGUAUGCUUUUGUUAUUAAAAUA